AUGUUGACCACAGCCACCAACACCAAAAACGUCCGACUCCGAGAACAAUUCGAGCAGGAGCAGAAAGCCUUUAAACAAGGAAUUGAUUUAGAAGAAGAAAGCGCUAGUAAAAAACCAAAAAGUGUGAAGCCAAUUAUUAUGUAUCGACCAGGACAAAAUCAAUUAGACUUGUAUAAGCCUGGAAAAUCUGUGCGUAUUUUCAUACCUGCAAAAUAUUUAUUAUCAGAAAAUAACGUGAGAGACCGAAAGAUAUUUGGUACAGACAUUUACAGCGACAAUAGUGAUAUUAUUCUUGCUUGUCAACAUGUAGGAUUAUUGCAAGAUUUACCGUUAAGCAAUUGUAAAGGAAUUCUUGUUACAGUUCUGAUUGAAAAGCCACCAAGAAAAUAUGAAGCAUCCUUCCGAAACAAUGUUCGUUCUAGAGCAUGGACAAAUAUCUCCGAUACAGACUCCAAUGCAUUCAAAAUUCAAGAUGUAAAAGUAAUAGCGGAUGAAACUAGUUUUCUCACUAAGCAAACACCAGUGGACAAAUCUAACUUUAGUUAUGGAAUCGAACAACAUAGAUUUUUGUCCAAUGUUACAAUUGUUUUUGGUUUGACAUGCGAUCCUGCUGUUAAAUACACAAUCAACUCUGUUUCCGAUAGAGGAUAUAGUAAUGGAGAUUUAACUAGCGCUCGUUUAAAGAAUGGUGAAGUUUUGAUACUUGAAACUGAAAAUUCCAAACAUGAACUCAAGUAUGAUAAAACAGCAAAGAAAUAUGUUUGGUCAACCAUCUCAGAAGAUAAGGGAACCUUAGUAUCAGAGCCCAAGAUUUCUGAUUUAGAUUGGCAAGAACUUAAAUGGGGCCAUGAGUCAGUCAUUGUCAGGGACACUGAAUACAAGCUGACACUCACGUUCUUUCAAAAACCAUGA
Molecule: messenger RNA, 912 nt
Organism: Naegleria lovaniensis
Lineage: Eukaryota; Heterolobosea; Eutetramitea; Acrasida; Naegleriidae
Exons: 3
Coding region: 1-912 (303 amino acids)
Source: RefSeq, a predicted model, not a curated record